AUGGUACGACAACAGGUGCUGGUCUGUGGUGACGUAAAUGGUCAGUUCAAAGCGCUGGUGAAACGAGUCAGUGAAGUCAACGAUAAGCAUGGACCAUUUGUGAUGCUAUUUUGUGUUGGCGAAUUUUUUGGCACUGAUGAUGAAACGAAUCGAAAAAUUAUCAGCGGAGAUAUCACAAUGCCUUUGCCUACAUAUAUCUUAGGUAUACUGAAUACGGCCGAUGGCUUACAAGUGGCAUAUCUGAGUGGCGUUGAAGGACCGCAGUCUUCUUCGUUUCAGGUAGCCUAUCUUAAAGAUUUUUUUCUACCAGCAAGCAAAAUAUGGGGUAAUUGA
This is a messenger RNA of Gongylonema pulchrum, 333 nucleotides long. Lineage: Eukaryota; Metazoa; Nematoda; Chromadorea; Rhabditida; Gongylonematidae. The record is from the annotation of a GenBank genome assembly.